Messenger RNA from Oncorhynchus mykiss (rainbow trout), 987 nucleotides. Lineage: Eukaryota; Metazoa; Chordata; Actinopteri; Salmoniformes; Salmonidae. The record is from RefSeq and is a predicted model, not a curated record.
AUGGCCCAGGAGAAGGCUGGGGGCCACCUGCUCACUCACGUCCCAGCCAUCUCCUUUGAGACCGACUCUACUGUGGAGUGCACCUCCAAGAGGACUCCGGAAGAGAGGGAACGGGCAAAAAGUAAGAGGAGUGGCAAGAAGUCAAGGAAGCUGGACACUGACAAUGAUGCAGUCUCUAGGAAUAAACACCUGGAUAGAGGAUCUGUAAUUGAGCUCCUGGAGAAGAAAGCUGUUCAGGCUGCAUUCGGCCCAGGCAACAAGGAUGAGAUGGAAUACUCCUACCCAAUCCUCAUCUCAUUCCUGCGCAAUCUUACUGAUGAGCAGUGGCAAGUGAUCUACAAAGGACUAAAAAACCCUAUGACGAAGGAACAGCUUGCCAAAUUGUGCAAGACAAUUGUAACCUUCAUCGCACAGAGCACCCUGCAGAUCCUGCUGCCAGCCCUGGCCCGCGUACUUGGGGUAAAGGACUUUGCUGACGACGACACUGACUCACCCAAGAGGGGUGGCAGUGCAAGAUCCUUUGCUGCCUUUGAUCAGGAAAGACUGGAGCUCAUCCAGGAAGUUAGAUAUCUGGCGAAGAAAAUGUAUAAGGGCGGCACAGGGGCUCAACAUCUCAGGUCCCUAACACCCUCUUCUAAGAGUUCCCAGACCUCAGUGAAAGUCCUCCUGGGAAUGACAGAGGACAGAAUCAUCAAAAGUGUCCAGGAGCAACUGUCUGAUCAUAAUAUCCUGUCCUCCUGCCCACCUGAGCUGACUGUUGGUCUUAUCAAGGUGGUGGUCGAACAGCUUAACUCUGCCCUCUCUGCGACCAUCAGCAGAGCCAUUUCAGGGCGGUCCUCCCCUAUUUCUUCUGGUACCCAGGCCGCUGAACAAAUGGUCAACAUGGUCCAGAAAUGUUUUGAUGAUCACACCACCCCAGAGGACCAGAGCUCUACCUCUGUAUUAGAGUCGUGCAUUCCACCUGCAACAGAAGAAGUGAGGAGCUGA